Molecule: messenger RNA, 467 nt
Organism: Dentiscutata erythropus
Lineage: Eukaryota; Fungi; Glomeromycota; Glomeromycetes; Diversisporales; Gigasporaceae
Source: the annotation of a GenBank genome assembly
UUUUGCAUAUCCCACAUGCAACCCCAUAUGUUGUUGGAGAUUUGAGCAAGAAAGAAGCCGAAGAAUAUUUUGAAAAGCAUGUUCUUCCUCGAUAUGAAUGCAAAGAACUCGAAGGCAAAUUUGAUUACGUUCGCAAAAUAACGGGUACACAAUAUAAUAUGUUGCUACGUGGUCUCUAUCCUAAGGGAUUAAGAUAUCCAGAUAAGCCCAAUCCACCACUUUGGGAAGACUAUGAUUUAAUCAAAACUAUGGAAGCAAUAGUAAAGACAGAGAAUCGGGAAUAUAUUUUAGAAAAAGACUUGAUUAAAGAAAUUGGUUUCAAACAAGUUAAUUCACUUGUAGAUUAUAAUUUUUUGCACUGUCGACCAACCAAGCGAUAUGCUAAUGACAUUGAUUCACCAGAUGGAAUAAUUUUGACUGCGAUGAAUCAGCCAUCAGUGCGUGCAAUGGAACGUCAUCUGUCUGAA